GAUUGAAGAGGCAGAGCUGCGCGGCAGCCAUCUUACAGCUUUCACCGUCAACCGAGCCACAUCUCCUGGAUAUUUCUGUCACAAAGGCGAGGUGUACGAGGAAGAAGGAGGCUUUUUCCAGCUCCGUUUUGUUCAUCUGAAGCCAAACUGCGGGAUGAGGAAGGGCAGGUCCAAACCUCUGUGCUCAGCAGGCGGACUGCUCCUCGGACUGUUAUGCGCGGUGCAGGCAGCCAAAGUCAACAAACAUAAGCCAUGGAUUGAGACGACAUAUCACGGCAUCGUGACAGAAAAUGACGAUAAAGUUCUCCUGGACCCUCCACUGAUCGCGCUGGAUAAAGAUGCCCCGUUGCGUUAUGCAGAAAGUUUUCAAGUGACCUUCACCAAAGAAGGGGAGAUUUGCGGCUUCCGUAUUCAUGGCCAGAAUGUUCCGUUUGAGGCAGUGAUGUUGGACAAGUCCACAGGCGAAGGAGUGAUCAGGGCCAAGGACAAGCUGGACUGUGAGAUUCAGAAGGAGCACACGUUCACCAUCCAAGCCUAUGACUGUGGAGAGGGACCUGACGGGGCAAACAUGAAGAAAUCUCACAAGGCAACUGUCCAUAUCCAAGUGAACGACAUGAAUGAGUACUCACCCGUGUUCAAGGAGAAGUCAUACAAGGCUACAGUCAUUGAGGGCAAAGCGUAUGACAGCAUCCUGAAGGUGGAGGCAGUGGAUGCUGACUGCUCCUUCCAGUUCAGUCAGAUUUGCAGCUAUGAGAUAGUCACCCCUGAUGUACCCUUCACCAUUGACAAGGACGGCAACAUAAAGAACACUGAAAAGCUCAACUACAGCAAGGAGCGUGCAUACAAGUUGACUGUGACCGCCUUCGACUGUGGGAAGAACCGUGCCUCAGAGGACGUCCUUGUCAAAAUCAACGUCAAACCAACCUGCAAACCGAGCUGGCAAGGCUUUAAUAAGAGAAUUGAGUACGAGCCUGGCACAGGAAGUCUGGCCCUGUUCCCUAGCAUUCGUCUGGAGACCUGUGAGGAACCAAUCACCUCUAUUCAGGCCAGCAUUGAGCUGGAGACCAACCACAUCGGAAAGGGCUGCGACCGAGACACAUACUCUGAGAAAUCCCUGCACCGUUUGUGUGGUGCCAGUUCUGGCACUGUGGAGCUGUUGCCCUCUCCCAGCAGCGCCACCAACUGGACUGCAGGUCUGCCUACUGACAACGGCCAUGACAGCGACCAGGUUUUUGAGUUCAAUGGCACUCAGGCUGUGAAGAUCCCUGAUGGUGUGGUGAGCACAAGCCUGAAGGAACCCUUCACCAUCUCGGUAUGGAUGAGGCACGGACCCAGUGGCCGGGAGAAAGAAACCAUCCUCUGCAACUCUGAUAAGACUGAGAUGAACAGACACCACUACUCCCUGUAUGUGCACAACUGCCGUCUGGUUCUGCUCCUGCGUCAGGACCCGAGUGAAGCGGAGAACUACAAACCAGCAGAGUUCCACUGGAAACUUGACCAAGUCUGUGAUAAAGAAUGGCACCACUACGUACUAAACAUCGAGUUCCCUGCUGUGUCUCUGUUUGUGGAUGGAGCUUCCUUUGAGCCCUUUCUGGUUACAGAGGAUUAUCCUCUCCACGCCUCCAGGAUCGAAACUCAGCUCACUAUUGGUGCCUGCUGGCAAGACCUCUCAGGACAUGACAAUGACACAGAGACAGGCUCAGAGCCUUUGACAGGUGGUAGUGCUCACAUGACCCAGUACUUCCGGGGCAAUUUGGCUGGCCUCAUGAUCCGCUCUGGGAAGCUGGAAAAUAAGAAGGUGAUCGAUUGCCUGUACACGUGUAAGGAGGGUCUUGAUGUGCAGCUCCCAGAGGAAGUGGCUUCUACUGUGAAGGUGGAUUUUAACCCCAAUCAGUCUUCUCUAACUCUGGAGGGAGAUGAUAUUGAGAGCUUUGAGAAGGUUAUGCAGCACAUCUCCUACCUGAACUCCAGGCAGUUCCCCACACCAGGAAUACGCCACCUGCGUGUCACCACCACCGUCAAGUGCUUUAAUGAGGAGACGUGCAUCUCUGUGCCUGAUGCAGAGGGCUACGUGAUGGUCCUUCAGCCAGAGGAGCCAAAGAUCAGCCUGAGUGGAAUUGACCAUUUUGCACGUGGAGCGGCUGAGUUUGAGAGCACCGAGGGUGUAACACUGUUCCCUGAACUGCGUGUUGUCAGCACCAUCACACGAGAGGUGGAGGCUGAGGCCGAAGGAGAGGACGAGCCCACGGUGCAAGAGUCUGUUGUUUCUGAGGAGAUCAUGCAUAACCUGGACACGUGUGAAGUGACUGUAGUUGGAGAAGAUCUGGAUGGAAAUCAUGAGAGUCUGGAGGUGGAUUUGGCCCAGGUUCAGCAGAGAGGCCUCGAGAUUAGCUCCUCCAACAUGGGCAUGGUCAUCACUGGUGUCAACACCAUGAUCAACUACGAGCAGGUCCUGCACCUCAUCCGUUACAGGAACUGGCACACAGAGGCUCUGUUCGAUAGGAAAUUCAAGCUGGUCUGCUCAGAACUCAAUAGCCGGUACAUCAGCAAUGACUUCAAAGUCGAGGUCAAUGUGAUUCACACGGCUAACCCAGUUGAGCAUGCUAAUAAUGCCCUGUAUCAGCCUCAGUUCAUCAACCAAGUCAAGCACGCCUCAGUGGACCUGCCUGGACACAACCUGGCCAACACACAUCAAGCUUCAGUUGUCCCCAGUGCUGCCACAAUCGUCAUUGUGGUGUGUGUAAGCUUCCUGGUGUUUAUGAUUAUUCUGGGAGUGUUCAGGAUCCGUGCCGCUCAUCAGCGUACCAUGAGAGACCAGGAGAAUGGCAAAGAGAAUGAGAUGGACUGGGAUGACUCUGCCCUCACCAUCACCGUUAAUCCUAUGGAGACUUACGAGGAUCAGCACAGCAGCGAAGAGGAGGAGGAUGAGGAAGAGGAGAGUGAAGACGGAGAGGAGGAAGACGACAUCACCAGCGCGGAGUCGGAGAGCAGCGAGGACGAGGAGGGGGCGGAGCCUGAGGACCAGCAGGGCACCAGCCGACAGCAGCAGCUGGAGUGGGAUGACUCCACUUUGACCUACUGACGCUGCCGAUCACACACACCACUCUGAUAACAUGCACACAAAAACGCAAGCGCGUACACGUACACAAACACAACGCACACGCACUACACUCACCUACCCACUUGCUCACUGUCUAACCUCUCCACCAAUGGGGAGUUCCAAUUUUCCUCACAAGAUUGCCCACCUAUGGAGCCAUGAAUUUAAAAAAGAAAAAAAAAAAGUCCUUGAAGCAAAAUUAUAUUAUAUAAUAUUACACACACCUAGAAAUACAUAUAUACAUCUAGUGUCUGUGAUGACUGAUCACCUUAAUUUCCACUGGCCAAGGCUUCCCUAGUGUCAGCUUAGUGGUGAUGUUCAGUGUAGUAUAAUUAUCACAUAAUAGCUGAAUGCUAGUUAAGGGUUUUUUCUUUUUUUUUUUUGUUUAUUUAUUUCUUUGAUAUAUUUUUUAAACGUGGGAUACCUGGCCUAGAUUUUAUUUUUAUUAGCUCUGUAACAAUAUAGCCUUGCACCACUUUCCUUGUUUCACAUGUUACGUCAUUAAAACCGAGAAUGAUUUUGUGUCUAUUGCACACAGGUUUUGGAAUUGUUUGCGACAGAACUUUAAAGAGAAGUUUUUGCCUCUUUUAGUUUUGAUAAUGCUUCUUGCUCUUCUUCUUGGUCCGUGUUUCUUUCUCCUCUUUAUAGUGCAUGAAAAUUUGCAAAGCCAUGCGUGUAGAAGAACCUUACUUUUUGAUAUUUUGUAAAUAUGAUGAAACCAUGGUGUCCAGUAUCUAAAGCGUUUGCAGUACCUGCUGUAGAAUUUAUUUUUGUGUGUGUGUGUUGCAGAGGCUCGAGCAUGUUUUGGAAAAUUUGGCAAAGCUCUUCCAUUGUGCUUGUGCGCUUUAGAACGAGAAACCCAUGACAGAGACUGAGGUUUCUGUGGCAAAGUGUUGCUUAUUUUGUCUAGUUUUUUUUCUUUUUUGGAGGUGUGUGUGGUUUUUUUUUUGUUUUAUCAUUUUUGUUUAACAGAGUGGGUGGGCAUGAGCUCUGCAAAUCUAGGCUUGCACAGGUGCAAAUUCUACAACUUGUUGUUUUUAAUUUCUGUGAAGUCCACUAUUGGACAGAGGUUUAUACUUUGGUGGACCCUCUGGAUAAUCAUGUUCAGGUGAUGAUUUAUACAUUUGUUGAAAUGGUACUGUAUGCUGUACAGUUUAGACCCUCUGCAUUUAAGCCAUCUUGGAGUGGUAGUGGUAUUUUUCCUGUAACAUUGUCUACCGUCAUAACCCUUUCUGAUCAAGACAGUUUGAUGUAACUUGGACAAAAGGGGCGUCUGGAGUUGAUGGUUUGUGCUUCAUAACAUCUGUGCAGUGCCAUGAUGGAUGAAAAUACUCUGAUCCUCCGAUACUCCAAUCAGUUGCAUAAAUGUUUUUUUUUUUUUUUUUUUGAGAUAUUUAUUCUUUGGUGUAUAAUUCUGCUUGAUUUACUCAGUGUGAUUCACUGGCUGCUCGGUCAUUCCGGUCUCAGAAAAUAUUUUAUUGGAAUAUCCAGUUACAUGAAUACUUGAGGAAUUAUGUUUUGAGAUGAUCAUUGCGUGGUACACUUAAAGCAGUACACUGAUGAUAAUUCUUGUACAUGGAGGUGUGUUCUGGUAAACAUGCUAUACUCCAGGCAGUGGUUUUAAGAUAUCUACAGGCUUGUCUGCAGGUCAUUUGUUCAUUUUAUGAAUCUAUUAAAGCAGUUGUCUGUUGCCUUCCUACAUCUAUAUAAAAGUCAGGCACUGUGGAUUCAGCUAGAAAGAUUUGGAUGGAAUGUUAAAUAUUUGUGCUAAGGGGAAUGUUGAUAUAUAGAGAGAAUGGAUUUGGGUCACUUUUAUUUAGAUUCCCUGCCUGGACGUUUUCGGUUUACUGCUGAAAACCACAAGGGGUUGUGUGUGGCGUUUUUUUUUUUUUAAUGAUUGUUACUACUGCCAUCAAGAUUAGUUUCUGUUUUUAUGACUGGCUGGGAAAGACAGAGAUUGUUCAGACUGCUUUUGAAUGUCCAAUAAUCUUCCCUUAAUUGGAAAUUUUUGUUGUUUCCCUUUACAAUCUGAAUUCCCCUUAGAAGAAGCUCAGAGGUGAGCCGCAGUCCACGAUUUAGUUUAGUGGAGUUGGGAGUGCCUUUCGCUGGUCACUGCACAUUUAACAUGACUAACAUGACCCUCGUCCACACCAUCCUAAUUAGUGGCCAUUUUCUUCUUUUGUAAUUACAUAUUAGAAUUGUACAGAUAUAGCAAAGUGACUUUUGUUGUAAUUGGGGUCAACAGCUAGUUUUUAUCAGUUAUGAUUGUUUUAAUUGUCCUGCAUAGGUGUCCUGUGUUCAUGUUGAUGUGUAGAGAACGUAGAUUCAUAUUGUAUCAUGAAUAAAUAUUGUACUAAAUCAUGUUUGAGGAAAGCCACCUCUAAAGAGAUGUAUAUAAUUAAAAUUCUUUAGGCAGUGUAUGUGGGUAUGAAAUUAACUGUGUGCAUAGUGAAAACUCAUUUUGAAGUUUAUUGCCUGAUUUUCUUAAACCAAGACACGGGGCAGCAUGAAAAUCACAAGAACUCGUCAAAUAUCCUUUUCCCCUUCACACAGAUUUGUUUCAUGAUCUGUCUGAAGACUUUUCUUUUCGUAUGGAAUUUUAUAUUUAGUCCAACCACUUAUCUGUUAAUUUGUUUAGUCACUGGAUGAAAGCAGACCAUUCCAUGUUUGAAUGAAUGGAGAUUUGUAGGAAAGUGACUGUAGGGUCAGUCUUUCCAGCAAAACCCAUCUACAGCAAGGACACAACAGUAUGAUUUUUUUUUUUUUUCCUGAGCAGGUUUGUCGUAAAAAAAACUAGGCCUACUACUGAAUCUCAUCUUGAAAAUGGCGCUUUUUUUUUUGCCCCCCUUUUUAAACAGAAGGUGAGGAAAGUUGAGAUGUUAGAUGCUGCCCUCAAGCUCAUUGAAUUUUCUACAUUUAAUUGCAAAUUUUGUUGAAGUUGGUGCUUGCUCAUGAACAAAAUAAAGGAUGAGAUGGAAUUAAA
Messenger RNA from Neoarius graeffei (lesser salmon catfish), 6080 nucleotides. It is a transcript of the gene clstn1, whose product is annotated as calsyntenin 1. Gene Ontology annotation, cellular component: cell surface; postsynaptic membrane. NCBI's taxonomy places the organism in Eukaryota, Metazoa, Chordata, Actinopteri, Siluriformes, Ariidae. The record is from RefSeq and is a predicted model, not a curated record. Gene Ontology annotation, molecular function: calcium ion binding; amyloid-beta binding; X11-like protein binding. Gene Ontology annotation, biological process: homophilic cell-cell adhesion; positive regulation of synaptic transmission; positive regulation of synapse assembly. The coding region runs from base 155 to 3082 and encodes 975 amino acids. The transcript is spliced from 19 exons.